Messenger RNA from Thlaspi arvense, 1174 nucleotides. Lineage: Eukaryota; Viridiplantae; Streptophyta; Magnoliopsida; Brassicales; Brassicaceae. The record is from the annotation of a GenBank genome assembly.
CCCCUUUCUCUUCUUUAUUGAUAUCUCAGAUAUUGAAAUUCAGAUUGAUUUUCCCAGAAAUUCUUUCACUUGAUCUUUAGCCGUUGUUGCUUGCAAGACGAUCAAGAUCCUAAUGGAGACUCCAUCAUCAGCAAGAAGAGUCACUAGAUCGCAGGCUAUCUUUUCAAUCAGUAACUCUGAUUCUGACUCUAAAAUUCCCUUUUCAUUAGGCAAAACAGAGGAUUCGGGAAUCUGUCAAAGGAAGAACAUCAACGCACAAGAAGACAGAUCUGCACUAAUCGACAUAACCAACGACUCACCGAUCGUGGGUCUAGCGAUUCAGACGCCUCCUUCAGGGUUCGUGAGUAAGAGGAAAAACAGCAGAAUCAAGAGCACGCCUGGUUCUGGUGAAGCCCUUUUGAGAGGACAAGUCAAAAACCUUUUGCAAAAGGUCGAAGAAGGAACAGAGUUUAUCCAUUCAAUAAAGACUCUCCCUUUCGUCCACCUCGUCACUUCCCCAAUGAGACUUCUCGCCCCAACUCCAGCAAACACUCCCCAGUUUCCCAGCUUCUCAGAUGAUGAAGCGCAGAUUAGGAUCGCGUCUCCGGUUGUUGCGGGCGAUUUGAGAACCUCUCAAGUCAGCUACUUUAACGGGACUUUGAUGGAGAGUGAGACAUUUAUCGAGGAGGAAGAAGAGUGUUGGAGCGUAAGUCGUUCUUUGCUGCCUGACUUCAAGAAUACGUCAACGUUAUGGGAGGACGACGAGGAAGAAGAAGAAGAUGAUGAUGAUGAGCUGUGUGAAGGAAUGAAGAAGAUGAGUGUGGCGACAAGUCAAGCUGAAUUUGCAGGGAAACAUAGCAGAUUUGUGUACAGCAGCGAGGAUGAGGAGAUCUUAGAGGCCGAAGAAGUUUUGCACCUGAAAGGGAUUCCAACUCCAAGAGGAAAGCAUUUCAGGUUUGCUACUGAAGAAAAAGACGAAGAAGACGAAUCUUCUUCUCUGUAAUCAUAUCAUUCAUGACCCCAAAUUCUAUUGGGCUACUUUGUAUCGGUCACGAAGGAGUGAUCCGAAUUGCUUCUUGUGUUUGUUUUUGUGAUUUUGAGCCCAAUAAAGGCCCAUUAACGAGACGAAUAGGAGAAAGGUCGUUGUCGAAAUGAGGAUGGAUUUGAUUUAAUUUGGUGGUAGCAAAAAACUAAC